GUCAGGGUCCUUACAGUUAAUAAAUCUUGACAUCGGCUCAACUCAUAAAAGAGGUUAUUGUUAUUAUUUAUAUAUAGGUUAGACAAAUGGACUUUGUUGUACCAAAAGAAAAGGAACAAGAAGCAAAGAAUUCAAUGCGUAAAUUAAGAAUAUAUUGUAAUCAUCCAAUCAGUGGAGAAUUAAUCGAAUCAGUAAUUGAAAUCAAUAAGGAUGAAUUACUUCCCAAAAUACUGGAUAUUACUUAUGAGUCUAUGAAAUUGGCUCCACACAUUCCUAUUGAGAGAUGCCGUUUAGUCAGAUAUUAUUAUUACUAUGAAGCAAUGGAUGAGUCAUUUGAUCUUGAAAAGUUUCAGGAUCAAACUAUUGAUAAACUGAUGGGUAUGUCUGUAGAUAAUUGUUAUUGUUCUGGAAUAUUUUUGCAAACUCGAAAAGAAAAUGAAAACUUCAAGGUAUACAAUAUUGGAGGUAUUAAUUUGAAGGUAUCAGUAAUUGAGCCCUCUAAUGGUGAAGUAUCUGCAGCUAAACCAAUGAGAGCAGAGCAUGGUUGGACUGUUGGAGAAUUAAAACAAUGUAUAGGAAAACUAUUUGAUAUUGAUCCUUCAUGCAUGAGGCUAGUACUGGAGACUUAUUACGAUGCAGAUGAUGAAUUACUUAAUGAGUUUUAUCUUUCCUUCCUUGCUGGUAAUUAUUAUGGUAUGCAUUUGGCAAAUGAUGCAGCAUACUUAAGAGAAGUGAUGUCAAGAAGACACAAAUUAUAUGCAUUGUCAGACUUUGAAGAUUAUCAAAGAGAGUACAAUAAAAGUCUAAUGCACAGAUAUGUUACAUUUCAUUUACAAUCAGUAAUGCUACACAUUUCAAUGCCUUCUCAACCUGAAAGAAGAGGAGGAAAAGAGGAAGUAAGAAGAAGGGAUAUUGCCAUACCAAACACAGGUGGCAGUGGAGAAAUGAUGAUGAAGAUUGUUUCAGUAAAUGAAGGCAGAGAAAGAAAGAUACAGAUAAAAGCUGAUAAUAGAAUAUCAUUUGCUCAAUUAAAGGAAAAGCUUGUUCCAAUGGUUGGUGUACCAGCUAAAGGUUUUAGAUUGUUUCAAACUAAAGAUAAUCAGCCAGAACAAGAAAUUCUGUGUCUAUCCGACACAUUAGCCAAAUUGUCUUGUGAUUCAAAAAUUGUAGUAAAGUUGGGUAAAGGGUUACAGGAUUACAGGAUUAAGCUCUUUCUAUUACUUGUUAAUAAUGAAGAGUUUUGUAAGUUUAUGAUGGAGUCAAUUGUGUCCAAAAAUACACCAGUUCGAGAAUUUAAGAAACAAAUUAUUGAAGAGGCAGAAAUACAAGGAAUUGAUUGUGUCUUAGAAUUAGACAAAAUGAGAUUGCGUAAAAAGACAUCCAGAUCACUUGGUCAAAUAUAUCUUGAUCAUCAGUUAAUAUAUAAAGAUGUCCAUGUGUCUAACGGCAGUGAAAUGUAUGUCGAACUAUUAAAAGAGCCAGAUUUAAAGAAGCAUGAAGCUCAGAGGCAGGUUUAUGUUAUAAGAUGGCAUCCAUCACAAUGCUCAGUUGAUCAAACAGAUGAAAUCAUUUUGGAUAAUAAGCAGCAUUUGAGUCUUAAGGAAAAGCUUUCAGAAUUAAGUGGGAUUCCUGUUGAGUAUAUUUCUGUUGCAAAGGAUACAGGGUCUUUUCCAUCACAAAUAGCUCACACUGACAUUGAGAAAAAGUUGAAAUGGUAUUCAGAUAUCACAAUAUCCGGGCAAAUACCAUUCUUACUGUAUGAUGAUGGACACACUAUAUACUACAAAGAUAACAGAGAGAGCUAACAGAUGAAGAGAAAAUGAAAACACAAGAAGCAGAGAAAACAAGGGCAGUGAAAAUUGACUUCAUUUUAUAAACCAUACACGUAUAAAUUAUGUACAACAGAUAGAUAGCACAGUAGAUUUUUAGUAUGAAUAUUUUUUAUGACAUUAGUAAAUUAUGAUUAUAAUAGACAAAAAUGUAAA
Messenger RNA from Amphimedon queenslandica, 1985 nucleotides. RefSeq names its product ubiquitin carboxyl-terminal hydrolase 47-like. Gene Ontology annotation, molecular function: protein binding. The transcript has 15 exons. The record is from RefSeq and is a predicted model, not a curated record. Bases 87 to 1805 code for a protein of 572 amino acids. NCBI's taxonomy places the organism in Eukaryota, Metazoa, Porifera, Demospongiae, Haplosclerida, Niphatidae.